ACCGUGCCCGUGUGCGGGCUUGUGUCUCACAGUGUCCACAUUGGAAAGCGAUCCGAGCGGCAGCCUGGGAACUAGUAAACAAACACAGCCAAGCGGUGCGUAAAGGCUGCGUGUGCGCUGCGCCGGGACCAAGCGAUUACAAGAGGAGCCCCCUUCAUUAUUGUGCGCUUGAGCAAGGACCAGGAUAUCUUAAUUGGACAUGUGAGUUGCGGGAGUGUAACAAGACUAUCGUCACACCUCUCUCCAACAUGAAGUUCCUCGCCUGCGUCCUCGCCACUUUGCUGCUCAUCCGAUCCGCUGCAACGCAGUCAGUUUGUCCAGGUACAGAGAACAAGCUGAGCACCCUUUCAGACCUGGACCAGCAAUACCGCACCCUGAAGAAGCUCUACGAAAACUGUGAAGUUGUCAUGGGCAACCUGGAGAUAACCAGCAUUGAUCGGAACCGCAACCUCUCCUUCCUCAAGUCAAUCAGAGAGGUGACGGGCUACGUGCUGGUGGCUCUGAACCAGUUUGACUACCUUCCACUGGAGAACCUGCGGAUCAUCAGAGGUACAAAGCUGUAUGAAGGCCGCUACGGGCUUGCCAUUUUCCUCAACUUCAGGCGAGAUGGGUACUAUGGAUUGAGGCAGCUGGGCCUUCGUAACCUCACAGAGAUCCUGAACGGGGGCCUUUACGUCGACCAGAACAAAUUCCUGUGCCAUGCAGACACCAUCCAUUGGCGUGACAUCAUCAAAAAACCCCAGGCGGAGCUACUGGUGGUGCCAUCCAACAACAGCAACCUUGGAUGCAGACGCUGUGAUCGCUCGUGUAACGGACGGUGCUGGGGUCCUCAGGACGACCAGUGUCAAUCCUUGACGAAGACAGUGUGCGCAGAGCAGUGUGACGGUCGAUGCUUUGGGCCGUACGUCAGCAACUGCUGCCAUCGCGAGUGUGCUGGUGGCUGCUCGGGACCCAAGGACACAGACUGCUUCGCUUGCACCAAUUUCAACAACAGUGGUGCAUGUGUGACCCAGUGCCCUCAGCCAGUUGUGUAUAAUCCCACAUCGUUCCAGCUGGAGCACAAUCCUAGAGCGAAGUAUACCUAUGGAGCCUUUUGUGUCAAGAAAUGCCCACAUAACUUUGUGGUGGACCAUAGCUCCUGUGUCCGAGCGUGUCCUAGCAACAAGAUGGAAGUGGAGGAGAACCGCAUCAAAAUGUGCAUUCCCUGCACAGACAUCUGCCCUAAAGUGUGUGACGGCAUCGGGACAGGCAUCCUGCAGACCGCUCAAACAGUGGAUGCCAGCAAUAUUGAUAAAUUUGUCAACUGCACUAAAAUCAAUGGCAACCUGAUCUUCCUCAUCACUGGCAUUAAAGGGGACAUGUAUCAUGGUAUUGGACCGCUGGAUCCUGAGCGCCUCAACGUGUUCCACACUGUGAAAGAGAUCACAGGUUACCUCAACAUCCAAUCGUGGCCUGAGAACAUGACUGAUCUGAGUGUUUUUUCCAACCUGGCAACCAUAGGCGGGAGAUCCCUUUACAGUGGAAGCGGUAUCUCCCUGCUGAUCUUGAAACAACGCUGGAUCUCCUCGCUGCAGUUCCAGUCGCUGGAUGAGAUCAGCGCCGGCAACGUCUACAUAUUCAACAACAGCCGCCUCUGCUUCUACAAUACCGUCAACUGGACAUCGUUGUUCCGGACGCCUACCCAGAAAGUGCUUAUCCGCAACAACCGAGACCCGAAGGAAUGCACUCAGCAGCGCAUGGUGUGCGAUAAGAUGUGCUCUGACGAAGGCUGCUGGGGCCCGGGGCCAGACCAGUGUCUCUCCUGCCGCUACGUCAGGCGGGGCCGCAGCUGCGUUGAGUCCUGCAAUCUUUUUCAUGGGGAAGUGCGUGAAUUUGCCAAUGGAUCUGUGUGUUUGGAGUGUGAUAGCCAGUGCGAGAGGAUGGACGGUAACGCCAUGACGUGUCUCGGCCAGGGUCCGGACCAGUGUGUGAGCUGCCUCCACUUCAAAGACGGGCCCAACUGUGUGGAGAAGUGCCCCGACGGCCUACAGGGAGCCAACAGUUUCAUAUUUAAGUACGCCAAGGCCAACAACGAGUGUCAUCCCUGCCACGCCAACUGCACCCAGGGGUGCGCCGGGCCCAGACUCCAAGAUUGUGUUGGGAUGAUGGACAGGACGCCCCUCAUCGCCGCCGGAAUCAUCGGCAGCCUGUUCAUCAUCGUCAUUGUGGCGCUCAGUGUUGCCGUCUAUGUUCGGCGAAAAAGCAUAAAAAAGAAGAGGGCCUUGCGUCGCUUCCUAGAGACCGAGCUGGUAGAGCCCCUGACCCCCAGUGGAACAGCCCCCAACCAGGCUCAACUGCGCAUCCUGAAGGAGACUGAGUUAAAAAGGGUCAAGAUUUUGGGCUCGGGGGCUUUUGGAACAGUCUACAAGGGCAUCUGGGUCCCAGAAGGAGAGACGGUGAAGAUCCCAGUGGCUAUUAAAAUCCUAAACGAGACCACGGGCCCCAAAGCCAACGUGGAGUUCAUGGACGAGGCGCUGAUCAUGGCCAGCAUGGAACACCCGCACCUGGUGCGCCUACUGGGCGUCUGCUUGAGCCCCACCAUCCAGCUGGUCACUCAACUUAUGCCACACGGCUGCCUCCUCGACUAUGUGCACGAGCACAAGGACAACAUUGGGUCGCAGCUGCUGCUCAACUGGUGCGUCCAAAUCGCCAAGGGAAUGAUGUACCUGGAAGAAAGGAGACUGGUCCACAGGGACUUGGCUGCCCGCAAUGUCCUGGUAAAGUCACCCAAUCACAUCAAGAUCACCGACUUCGGCCUUGCACGGCUGCUCGAUGCUGACGAGAAGGAGUACAAUGCAGACGGGGGCAAGGUCAGUAUGCCUGUUAAAUGGAUGGCUCUUGAGUGCAUCCACUACAGGAAGUUCACUCAUCAGAGCGAUGUGUGGAGUUACGGAGUGACCAUCUGGGAGCUAAUGACAUUUGGAGGCAAACCGUAUGAUGGAAUAUCAACGCGGGAGAUCCCAGACAUCCUAGAGAAAGGAGAGCGCCUGCCCCAGCCCCCCAUUUGCACUAUAGAUGUCUACAUGGUCAUGGUCAAAUGCUGGAUGAUUGAUGCCGACAGUCGGCCCAAAUUCAAGGAGCUGGCUGCUGAAUUCUGCAGGAUGGCCCGGGACCCACAACGAUACCUAGUCAUCCAAGGAGAUGAUCGUAUGAAACUGCCCAGCCCCAACGAUAGCAAGUUCUUCCAGAGCCUUCUGGAUGAGGAGGACCUGGAUGACCUGAUGGAUGCUGAGGAGUACCUGGUGCCUCGUGGUUUUGACACAGCUCAUUCAUCAUACCCAACAAGACCUCGUGUUGACUCAAACAGAAACAAGUUUGGCUAUAGAGAAGGAGGGCCAAAACUUUCAGAGGGUCCUCUGUCAGGGUCCCAGGCCAGUGUAAAACAGGAAGCCACCGGCAGCCAGGGCCCCAUCGCAGACGACCAGCGCUGCAAUGGGAACUUGCAUAAGAAGAGUCCAAGCCAAGCAGGGGGCGAAGACAACGGGGGACAGAGAUACAGCGCUGACCCCACCAUCUUCCUUGGGGAGAGGAUCUCCAGGGAUGAGGAUGAGGACGGCUACAUGACCGCCAUGAAAGACAAGAAUUCUUCAGAAUACCUGAAUCCAAUUGAGGAAAACCCCUUUGUGUCACGGCAUAAAAAUGGGGAGAUCCAUGCGUUGGACAAUCCAGGCUACCACAGCACACCCAGCAGUCAGCCCAAAGGAGAGGACGAGUACAUCAACGAGCCCCUCUACUUCAACACCUUCCAUAGCACCGCAGAGACCCUGUGGAGAAACGGUCUGCCUCUUCCCUCCCAGCAUCCCUCUUCCAUCUCAGUCACCACCUCAGGGUCCCACCUCCCACUUAGCAUCCAGACCAGCAUCCCCCACUACCCUCUCCCCACAGCUCAGCCCUCUCCAUCUGGUAUAUCCUGCCAUCAUGGUACACUGACCCACAUCCUCCACACCCACCACGCCGUCAAACCUGCAGGAAAGGCUGGCAUUCCCAGUGGUGUUUCCACCGGUCAGAGCCAAACAGGAACUACUGCCCUGGCUUCGGUGUGCCAGUCAGGUGUCCCAUCCACUGCGGCCCCCGUUGGGCACGGCAACCUGCCAGCCUACCAGAGCCACACGGCCUUGCAGUCUGCCAGCCUGCUGAAGCACGGUGGACAGACAGCAGGUAAAGCCGCUGGGAAGAAGCUGAAGGUAACCUUUGACAAUCCGGAGUACUGGCAGCACAGCUUGCCGCCCAAACCAUCUGACGGUUCCCAGAGUGGGUCCGCCAAUGCUAAGCUCUUUUACAAGCAGAACGGACACGUACGGCCAGCAGUAGCUGAAAACCCUGAAUACAUGUCUGAGUUUUCCCUGAAAUCUGGCCCUGUUCUGCCGCCUCCUCCCUACCGGCAAAGGAAUACUGUGGUCUAAAUUUAGCCUCAAUGUGACCCCAGCCUCUCGAAACCUCUCCAGUUACCCAUCCAGAGCUGCCACAAAUUCCUCCCCUAUCCUUUCAAGACUGUAGCAACACCGGACCCAAACCAAGAAGACCAAUAUCAAAUAUAUUUCUGUCCUGUAGAUAAAGACUGUGAUCUUAGACACCCGGAUUGUGGAGUACCACACUGUAGCAGGUAUUACGGUCAAUUCCUGCAAAACACUUGGUGUCUAAACCCACUGCCAGCAAUUCUGCUGUGUCCAUUGGAAAAGCGGAACAGCACUUUUUUUUCUUCUUUUUUUUUAUCCCCAAUGCAAAACUAUAUUUAUGAACACAUAGGUAUUCUACACUAAUUAACCCAAGAAAGACUUGAAACAGACUUGGCUACAGGAAGAGGAGAGUAAAGGACAAACAAAUGGAGGAAACAAGUCUGAAAGCUGAUCUAUCAUGUUCAUAUUUUUAUGGGUAGUAUUUAUACUGUAAUGUAGUUUGUUUCAUAAGGGAGGUGAAAACCCCCAACAUGCAGAGGACAGCAGCUGAUGACAUCUUGUUAAACCAUCCCUAAAGUAAUGGUAGACGGUAGCAAAGAAAUCAAAGCUAUCUCUAUGGGCCAACCAAAGCUGGAUAAUGGAAAUACAAGGAGCAGUUUUCUAAUGUGAAUUUAGAGGGGAAAAAAUGUACAUAAAAAAUACUGUACUAUAUUUUAAAACCUGUCAAGACAAAACCUCCUUCUCUGAAAUGCUACAGUAUAUUUUUACACAAAAACCUUAUACUUCGCCAUAAUUGCUUAACAGUAGGGUGGGGCAUGUUAUUUUCAUAAGUCAUUCAUUAACCCUUUUUGGGCCAUGCAAUUAUAUUCAAUUUGGUAUUCAGAAUAGACCUUGUCUCUCACUAUAAUGUAAUUAAACCUCUUUUCUUAUCCUAGUCAGACAAGAAGGCAAAAUACUAAUUAGAAAGUUAAUGCUUUUAAGUAAAUAAAUAUAAUUAAAUACUAUUGUACAUCAAUUUCAUAAAAUAUAACAGGUCACAAAAAUGUAAGUCUUCUAAGAUUGAGAAAGUUAGAUUUAAAAAUUCUUAAUAUUAAAAAAAGCGGAUAAGAAAGGAGGGAAAUAGAGUAACUCCAUAAAUACUUAUUUUUGUAAUAAUUGAAGUGCGUUACCUACAAAACAAAUAUCAGAACACAACUCCAAUGGUGCAUUAUCAUGUUGGUUGAUAUAUAUGAUAACAACUAAGUGAAAAUGAGAACGUUUUUGACCUGCAAAAAUGGCUGAAAUUGCUGUAAUACAGUAUGCCAAUUAUUGGUACCGUCACUUUGUAAAGAAAGACUACCUCACAGGUGGCAAACUCAAGGCCUGGGGGCCAGAUCCGGCCCGCCACAUCAUUUUAUGUGGCCCGCGAGAGCAAAUCAUGUGUGUCAACUUCCAUGAUUCUUGCUAAAAUCUGUUCCAAAUUGUUGUAUAAUAUUCAUAUGUAAUAAAUAGUAAUGAAUUAUUUUAAGCAUGUUUUGCCUCCAACCCCCUUUUACAGUUACUUGAACAAUAGUUGAACAAACCAUUAUCCUUGACUUCUGAUUUCAAAACUAGUUAUCCAUCAAUUUGUUGUCUAUGUGUAAUAAUAUAAUGAGGCGAUUAAACAUUGAUAUGGUUUUACAAUCAUAAUGGCCCUCUGAGGAAAACUGUAUCUACAAUGUGGCCCACGACAAAAAUGAGUUUGACACCCCUGGACUACAAGCACAUAUACCAACUGCUUGUCCUUUCACUCUAAUCCAAAACUGUUAUUGUCUUGGUUGUGGUGUACUUUGGCACAGACUGAACACUUACCAUGCUCAUGUUGUUCUCCUUUUUUACAGAUAUUCAACAUUUACAUGAUUAUGAUAACAUCUACUUGAGAGAAUGUGUUCAUUUUUGAAUUUCCUAAACAUCAUGUACAUAAAUGCCCAACAUAGUUGAGUUUUUAUCCAUUUUAAGUUAAAAAAUAGUUGUGUUUGAUUCCCUUCCACUGUAAUUCCUGACUCUUGAUGUGUCUGUGUGCAAGCCUACACUCAAUGCUGCUCCAUCAUACAGCCAUUAAUUAUUCUUUCGUCUGCCAAGUCGCACGUUUCAAAGAAAAGGCGUCAAGCCAAACAAUGCCAUUCUUUUACUUCCCCUUAUGAGGAUCAGCUUUGUCACUGAAUCAGCUCAUCAUCUGGGCCUCCCGACUUGUUUUUUUUUUGCGAAGGUUGUUUAUUUUGUGCAUGUGUUCAUAUCCAAACCUCCCCAUGAAACACUUUAAUCAAAGUGCGGGUGGGAAGAUACUUCUUCCAGAAAUAUCCAACUUGUUUAUGUGCUCGUUCACAACUUCAGAACUAGGAGCAUUAGCAAAGAUCAGUGGCACGUCGUCAGCCAAGAGUUCAUGAAGGAAACACUUUUGGGGGGGGGGAUGAUCGGCUUCAAGAAUAUAUUCUAUUUAGAGAAAGUGUGUAUGUGUCUGCGUGCGUGCGUGUUCCAAACAGUAGUCAUAAUCUUUCUUUGAUGGUGUCAUGAUUAUUUAAUGAAGGAGUAUUUUGUAAUCCCUUUUGGAGUUGCAACUCAUUGAAAUGGAGACAGUAUUUAAUGUCAAGUGUGAAAUAUUUAUAGCCCGUUUGAGCUUGUUUAUAUGGUGCAAUGGAAGUAACUGACAAAUGUGGGUUUCAAGGAACGAGAAAAAGUGACGACGAUGAUAAAAAGCCACAUCCAUGUACAUUUGCCCAAAAUCAUUGCGCAAUGUCCUGAAUCAAGAGUGAGACCGAGGACACUGCUAGCCUCACAUGUGCUCUUUCUGCAGUCUGGAAAACUUCAUCUUCUUAAACUAACCACAACUCUUCUUAGAAGCAAUAAUUUCCUCUCUUGCGUAUUUCUCGUUUCCAGGCAUGUUUCACUUCAUUGUCGGGCUGAGCUAUCUUCCAUAUAUCCACUCAUAUCCUUAUCUAUUUUGUUUACGCCAUGUAAUCCCCUUUGGUGUUUCCUAUGCGUUGUGUAAUCUCCAGGGUUCCUUUUGUUUCCUGCCCCGCCGUGAUAUCAUCAUCCAUGUUUUCUUAAGCCCAAGUGAGCAGCUUCUGUGUUGCAAGUGGUAUCCAUCUCUUCCUUUCUUUACAUCAUAUGAUCUGUUUUCAUGUGUCCUUGACCAAAUGUGGUCUUCUUCCCUGUGUCCUUUACACCAUGUGAUCCCCUUCCAUGUUUCCUUUUGGAAAUGUAUUUUGCUUCCGUUUUGUUUACGGCAUUUCUUUCUGUUUUAUUUACGCCAUGUGGUCUUUACAAGUUUCCUUCAUGCCAUUGGUUCUCAUUCUUUAUAUGCCAAGGUGUAGAGCCAUGUAGCCAUGUGCCAACAUAAACUAUUGACUUACCAUUGUAUCGUUGACGGGAUUACUGUCCUAUCAAGUAUGUUUAUUGAAAUCACUAGCACAAACUGAAAAUCCUGAUUUCUUGCCACCUAAUGUAUAUGUAUAAUCUUGAUUCCUCGGUUGUUUGGGGUGUUUUUCAAGGUAUUUUAUCCCCAUUGGGGUCCUCUAAUUAUUUAAUGUUCAAUUUUUGUUGUUGUUUGAACAGUAAUUGCACAAAUCACUGCUGUUAAAUUAAUUUCCUGGGUUAAAAUAUAACUGUACAGAAUCUUUGGGGUAACUAACGCACUUCAAAUGUGAAUAGUAUUUUUAUAAAAGCACUGAAAUAAUGAUGGGCAAUGGAAAAUUGUAAGUAGAGGGUGUUCCUUGGGAGUUAUACUGUUUUGUCCUUCUGCAGUUUCCUCCUGCUUAUAGCUACUGUACACGCACAAAAAGCGAACAGUCAUUCAUAAUUGCUUUAUGCGAAUUUACGUUUUGACAAAUGGGGGGUUGUAUUUAACAUGCUUGUUAACCCUUUCUUGUGAGCGAGGUUUCCCCCCUUGGCACUGUCAAACUGAAAAGGUGGGCUUCCAGGAAACCACCAUAAACUGUUCCUCUCAAUUGUUUCUGAGCCAACUCCCACAUCUUCCUCAUUUGAAUGGCCCAGCACAACCUGUUUUCUCUUCUGCAUGCUUUGAGCGGGGACAGAGUUGAGAGAGGCCUUUGCCAAAUAACUUAGCUUUCUUCCUUUGUCCUCACUGUGUUCUUUGCAGAUCAUGCCCAAAGCUUUGUAUCAUAAAAGUACUGUUCCUCAUGUUUGCUACAUGAAUCUGUCAAAAGUAUAUUUUUAAUUUAAUAUGAAUAAAGAUGGAUUCCGUAAACAUUG
This is a messenger RNA of Phyllopteryx taeniolatus (common seadragon), 8666 nucleotides long. Its product is annotated as receptor tyrosine-protein kinase erbB-4-like. Gene Ontology annotation, molecular function: ATP binding; epidermal growth factor receptor binding; transmembrane receptor protein tyrosine kinase activity. Gene Ontology annotation, cellular component: basal plasma membrane; signaling receptor complex. Gene Ontology annotation, biological process: positive regulation of cell population proliferation; protein phosphorylation; positive regulation of kinase activity. The record is from RefSeq and is a predicted model, not a curated record. The transcript has 27 exons. Lineage: Eukaryota; Metazoa; Chordata; Actinopteri; Syngnathiformes; Syngnathidae. The coding region runs from base 249 to 4442 and encodes 1397 amino acids.